CACGAUGUCCGCAGGAGGGGCAGAGCUUUGAGAAGAAAGAGCAGUGUGGUGGCAAUCCGUUCAGCAUUUAUUACAUUCUGCACAGGGAUGACCCCAACCCCCAGGAACCAUAAACCUCAGACACAACACCCAGAGCACACUGCGCCUGCGGAGGCUAAUUCUCAGGGAUGAGGGUAGGAAGUUGUACAGGCGGCUCCCCUGUAAGCAAGCCCCAGGACCGUGCAACAGACGGCCACCCCUGCACCCUCCGAUGCCUCCGCUGGGCACCAGGAGGCUGUGGUCCCUCGCAGCACUGCGCCGUGUCUAUGUCCAUCCCGGGAAAGGCCGGGCCUGGUGAGGACAGCGCCCACCUAUUCCUGGAACCUUGUGGCUACGACUCAGUGGCUGACGGCGCCCAGGCAGGAGUUGGUGUCACGGCGGGAGGCCACCUGCACGAAGGGGAACAUCCUCCACACGGUGGGGCGGCUCGCCUCUGUCCAACGGGCCACAAGCAGAGGGGACGACACAGCACGAAGGUGGCCAGGUGCGCCGCAGCUACAUACGGGUCCUUGAGGAUGCAGCGGCAGCCUGGGGAGCUGCCCGAGUCGGCCGACGGAGGAGGUGCCAGAGCAGCUGCCCCGGCAGAGGCUCGGGAUGAGCAGCGGGAGGAGGAGGAGCAGCAGGCAGACUGGGGCCCUGGGGAGCCAGGUGCCGCCUGCCCGAAGGGGAAGAAGCUCUCCUCCACAUGCAGCCAGGACACCAGCAGGGCCGAGGGCCCGAUGACAGCAGCUACAGGGCCCCGCGGGAGCUCCACGGCCUGGAGAAAGGACUCGAAGAGCUCAUCAGUCUCCAGGUCAUACUGCGUCGCCACCCUCCUGUGUAGCAUGAUCUGAUGUAGGAUGUGAGAGUCCUGGGGCCAAGGAAGGACAGGAUGCAGACAAGAAGGGGGGUGAGGAGUGGGGCACUGGGCUUGUCCCAGAUCUUUGCUCACAUAGGAACCCACCUUCCCUCCAAUGCCAACCAGCCCUGCCUGUUCCCACUGUUGGGUCUCCAGCUCCUCCAGGAAAGCGGCCUUGAUGCCACCCCCAACCGCCACCUGACAAAGCCUUUAGUGUCCUCAGCUCCGCAUGUCUUAACUCUGUCGCGACAUGUUUGACGCAGGGGAUGGCCCAGACAGGGUCCUGCCCAGGGGGUCUAGACUCUAUCCCUCACCUUUGCUGGCUGGGCACUCACCACUCUCUCUCUCAUCCCGUCACCCUGGAAGGCAGGAAGGCAACCAAAGUGCAUCAGAAACAGUCAGUCCCCUGAGCCCAAAAUGAGGCCGGAACGUCCCCAGCCUUUCUCAAAGUGGAGGACCUCCAGGGUCCUCCAAGGUGAAGGCUUGCCCAGAAAUAGCACCCGGACCUGGCCCAGGCUCGGGGCUACCGAGAAGCCGGGACUGCACCGGGGAGCUGAGGCCUCAGGCGGGAAGGCACUGCCAGCCCCCCAUGUGCUUCCUGCCCUGAAGGAGCAGCAUCCCUCCCCGUGCAUGCGCAAGGCCUGAGGGAGAGACCAGUCCUGCCCCGAUGCUGCCCCCUGGAGCCCUCAGCCCCACCAGCCCUGGGGCCAGGACCGGGGCUUAGGUGGGUCCUUCUGGCAGUCCUCUCCAAGAAGCCCAGGCCCUGGGGUGGAGGGGAGACUCUCAGGAAUGGGGGUGGCCCGGUGCUGAGAGGUCCAGGCUCACUGGGGGAUCUCCCCUCCCUAAAGCUCACCAUCCUGCCCCCCUGAGCCCUGCUGGGUCACUCACAUCCACAUGAUGUUCCUGUUGUUUCUCUAAGGCAUCACGCAGGAUCAGUCCAAGGAACGGGACCAUGCCCUGUGCCACCGGGGUGGGGAGGUGAUGAGUCCCCGCCUGCCUUAGGGGCACCCACAGAGCCUCCCCUGAACCCCACACCCGCAGCCCCCAGCUCCCUUGGACCACCCUGUGCGGCCUCCCCCCCUCCCUUCGCCCAGCUCUCCCCUCCUGGUCCCUCCCAGGGCUGGCUUUUGGCCAUUCCCAGGACCUGUGGGCCCUGCAGCUGUCCUCCAACUUCUCCCUGUACCCAGCUGCUCUCGCCCUCCUCC
Molecule: messenger RNA, 2082 nt
Organism: Manis javanica (Malayan pangolin)
Lineage: Eukaryota; Metazoa; Chordata; Mammalia; Pholidota; Manidae
Source: RefSeq, a predicted model, not a curated record